UCUACUCUCUAGGGCAAAAUGAUCUAAUGUAGUCAUCAUUUACACUUUUGUUUGUCAUCAUUCUCUUAUUUACUUGAUUUAGUAGUCAUUAGAUUGGACCAACCAAUCAGUAGAUAUAAUUCGUUAAUUUUCUUUUUGUUUGUGAUAUUUCUCAGUGAUGAUCAAACUUAAGAUGACGAGUCCGAUAUUUAUAUUGUGACGACUAAUCGAGGCGUUUUUCUGAUGAGGAAUUUUUAUCUUCUUUUUUGUUUCAAUCAGAUUUAUUAAAUGUGAUUUUGAUUUUGUUUCAAUCUUCUCUCGUUUAGUGUCCUCGGAAUUUUGUGUUUGUAUUGUCUGUCUGGGUGAUGGAAAAAGAAUUUAAAUGUAGCGAUGAUGAUAACCAAUAAACUCUUUAAAAGAAUGAGGUGGUAAAUAAUCUACCGUUGAUUGCAUCUCAAGCACUUUUGAGCUACAUUUUCUCUUGUUUCUAUCUCUCUAUCGAUCUGUUAUUGUUUUGCAAUUUUUUGGUUUUUUUCUGAUGUUUUAGUUUACUGGUUGCCUCUCAUUGAUUAUCAACAUAUUAUACGAUGGUUAUCUCAUUAGAGCUUUGAGUGUUGCUUUGGUGGUCCUCAGCUCUCUCAUGAGUUCACACUUCUCCCACACCUAGGGAAGUCAGGAUUCGGGCUCAGUAUGAAGGAAACCAAUAUAUCUCAUGAUUGAGAAAGAAAAAGCAAACAAAUUGGCCUUGGCCUAACAAAAGAGAAAUUCUUCAGAGCUUAAGCAAUGGAGGUGGGGCCAGAAAAGAAACGGGAAUUACGUUAAAUGAAGAUAUGAAGUCAAGAUCAACAGUGGUGAAAGCAGUAGUUGCAUCAGAAAAUACUAUUGUAUCAACAGAACCACAAACAAAGAGCAACAACAUACAAGAUUUGGUUUCCCUCGCAGCAGCUGUUACGGAAGUUGUUAGAAGGAUAUCUAGAUUUUCAGUGCGCCGAAAAUCCUGGAAAGAACGGGUUCAAAUGAUGAUAGAAAAGAGUAUAGUUGAUUGUCGAUUCUUUACAUUGUUCGCGGUUGCAGGUUCCUUAUUAGGCUCGGUAUUAUGCUUCAUUGAGGGUGCUUUUUUUAUUCUAGAGUCAUAUAUUGAAUACUUUAAAGCCAUAUCAGAAAAAUCAGAUCAAGGGCAUGUUAUGCAUUUGCUAAUUGAAGCUAUUGAUAUGUUUCUUCUAGGAAGUGCCCUACUUAUUUUUGGGAUGGGAUUGUAUGUUAUGUUUGUGGGAUCAAGGACUAUGAAUAAAGAAAAAGGAGUUUUGAUUUCCGGGUCAAAUUUAUUCGGGCUCUUCCAUCGCAAGGGUCUACCAGCAUGUAUUGGAAUGCAGUCAGUAUCACAAGCCAAGUCAAAAAUUGGGCAUGCAAUAUUGAUGAUACUUCAGGUUGGAGUUCUGGACAAGUUCAAGAAUGUACCUUUGGUUACCGGAGUUGAUCUUGCCUGCUUUGCUGGAGCCAUAUUAGUUUCCUCAGCUUGUGUCUUCCUUUUGUCGAAACUCUCCUUAGAUCAUCAAACAGCAAGUUGAAGAUAACCAACAUCUAUUUAGCAAUUUUUACCGAGUACGUACAGAGCCAAAGGAAAUCUAGUCCAUUAUUCUUUUAAUCAUUUGUCACAAACUGUACAUGUCCUAGGUACAUAUUAAUUUCUUACAGAUGAGGAGUCUGGUGAACGAAAUUAUCUUAGGAUCAAAUAUGUAAUUCUAUGUAGAUAUAAU
Messenger RNA from Papaver somniferum (opium poppy), 1736 nucleotides. RefSeq lists its product as uncharacterized. Lineage: Eukaryota; Viridiplantae; Streptophyta; Magnoliopsida; Ranunculales; Papaveraceae. The transcript is spliced from 6 exons. The record is from RefSeq and is a predicted model, not a curated record. The coding region runs from base 810 to 1547 and encodes 245 amino acids.